AGCUUGAGAAAGCACCUAAAAGGAAAAACCCGUGCUGAAAGCAAUAACACUGAACUAUCCUGUAGAAACAAAGAGAAAGGUCCAAACAUAAUGGAUUAUAAUCACCUCUUAGAUAUAUCAGAAAUAAAUUUGAAUCAGCAAGCAAGAACUUUAAGAGAACUGGCAUACCUGUCACAAAAAGGAGCAGAACCACGAGACUCCUUAGUUAAAGAACAAUCACUGAGUCUUGAAAAUGACAAACUGGAACCUAGAUAA
This is a messenger RNA of Acaulospora morrowiae, 255 nucleotides long. The record is from the annotation of a GenBank genome assembly. Lineage: Eukaryota; Fungi; Glomeromycota; Glomeromycetes; Diversisporales; Acaulosporaceae.